Exophiala xenobiotica is the source of this 918-nucleotide messenger RNA. RefSeq names its product transcription elongation factor S-II. The coding region runs from base 1 to 918 and encodes 305 amino acids. Gene Ontology annotation, molecular function: RNA polymerase II transcription regulatory region sequence-specific DNA binding; zinc ion binding. Gene Ontology annotation, biological process: transcription antitermination; regulation of mRNA 3'-end processing; DNA-templated transcription. The record is from RefSeq and is a predicted model, not a curated record. The transcript has a single exon. Gene Ontology annotation, cellular component: nucleus. NCBI's taxonomy places the organism in Eukaryota, Fungi, Ascomycota, Eurotiomycetes, Chaetothyriales, Herpotrichiellaceae.
AUGGACCGACGAGAAGUCCUAUCGAAAGGCUCUGCGCUGCAGAAGGCCAUUGCCGCGAAAGAGCCCUCAGAAAACAUCAUGACCGUAUUACGCGACCUCAAAGCGAAUGUCAGGCCCACGGAAGAAUUGUUAAGAGCUACGGGAAUUGGCAAGAUCGUGAAUAAAGUCAAAGGCGUUCCCAACCUGGACCCGCAAGUCGCACAACUGGCCUCCGAGAUAAUAAGCAGAUGGAGACAUGUGGUUAACGAGCAAAAGCUGGCAAGCGGCACUUCCACACCAACCGGCGUCCGAACAAAUGGCACAAGUUCUCCAGCUCCCAAGGCAGCGACACCCACCCCGAAAGCGGCCAGCCCAGGUGUUGCACCGGACAAGCGGAAUUGGAAGGCCGACAAGAUCCGUCGCGACGAGAUUACGAGCGAUCCUGCACGGAACAACUGCAUUUGCCUCAUCUACGACGGUCUCUGUCUAGGUUCCGAGCUGCCGGUGAAGCAAAUCCUCGAGCUAGCCCAGCAAGUCGAAUCUGCCGCGCUCAACCUGCCCGAGGCCAAGGGCUCGUCUAGUUCGCCUGUGUACAAGGACAAGGUCCGCUCGCUGUACCAGAAUCUCAAGAACAAAUCGAAUCCGGGCCUCAGGAAGCGCAUUUUGAUCGGCGAGGUCACAGCAGCCCGAUUCGUCACCAUGACCCACGAGGAGAUGAAGUCAAAGCAGCAGCGGGAGGAGGAUAUGAAGAUUGCGAAGGAAAACAUGGACAAGGCGAUGGUCGCGCAGGAGGAGAAGAGCGUCAGUACGAGUCUAGAGUGCGGCAAGUGUCACCAGAAGAAGGUCAGUUACUCGCAGGCGCAGACGAGGAGUGCCGAUGAACCGAUGACAACGUUUUGCGAGUGUAUGAACUGUGGCAAUAGGUGGAAGUUCUCUUAG